Messenger RNA from Pantherophis guttatus, 992 nucleotides. RefSeq names its product DGAT1/2-independent enzyme synthesizing storage lipids-like. Gene Ontology annotation, molecular function: acyltransferase activity. The record is from RefSeq and is a predicted model, not a curated record. Gene Ontology annotation, cellular component: membrane. NCBI's taxonomy places the organism in Eukaryota, Metazoa, Chordata, Lepidosauria, Squamata, Colubridae.
AUGAUUGUGGAAAAUAUAUAUUGUACCUUAGGAAAUGAAUUUACCAUCUGGUCAACUUACAUUUUGGAAGGAUGUGCAGGCUUUAUUGUAUAUUCCUUAACUUUGAUAGUAAUUCUGAUAAUUUUAUAUUAUCCCCUUAUGUUUGGAUUGUUUCUAAUGUUUCUCUACAAUGCAAUACUUUCUGUAUGGAAAAGAAUUGGCAAUCUGCCAGAUGAUAUCAACAGCAAAAAAUGGGACAAGCCAAAGCGAUUUUUGACACUGGCAGCUAAGUGGCAUGGAAAAAUACUGCACAGUUAUGAGGUUUCUGGAGUAGAAAAUCUACCAAAAGAACCAGCAAUCAUUGUUUAUUACCAUGGAGCCUUUCCAAUGGACAACUAUUUUUUUGUCCAUAAGAUUUAUAGACUUACUGGAAAAUUCUUGUAUUCUGUGAUAGAUCAUACUCUUUUUAAUGUACCAGGAAUAAAUCUGUUCCUUACACUCCAUUACACUUAUCAUCCUACAAGAGAAAGGUGUAUAAACCUUCUGAAAGAAGGGCACCAGCUGACAGUUGCACCAGGAGGACUGCGAGAGCAGAACUAUGGAAGUAACCAUUACAAAUUAAUAUGGGGAAAACGGAGAGGAUUUGCUCAUAUAGCUAUAAAUGCAAAAGUGCCAAUCAUCCCUGUGUUCACACAAAAUAUUAGAGAAGGAUAUAUAACAUAUGGAAAUAUAAGACCAAUGAGAUGGUUAUAUGAGCAAAAUCGAUGGCUCGCCUUUCCAUUAUAUGGAAUGUUUCCAGUUAAACUUAUAACCCAUAUUGGAAAACCAAUUCCAUAUGAUCCAGAUGUAACUGCUGAAAAAUUAGCUGAAAAAACUCAAAGGGCAAUAGAGGCUUUACAGAACAAACACCAGAAAAUCCCAGGAAGCAUACUGCAUGCUCUUAAACAAUGCUUUGAGACACGUAACAAAGAAAAACAGUGAUAUAAACAACAACAAUCUCUGUAGAUAACAUA